Octodon degus (degu) is the source of this 2096-nucleotide messenger RNA. It is a transcript of the gene Cpq, whose product is annotated as carboxypeptidase Q. Gene Ontology annotation, molecular function: metallodipeptidase activity. Lineage: Eukaryota; Metazoa; Chordata; Mammalia; Rodentia; Octodontidae. The record is from RefSeq and is a predicted model, not a curated record. Bases 27 to 1772 code for a protein of 581 amino acids. The transcript has 8 exons. Gene Ontology annotation, biological process: thyroid hormone generation; peptide catabolic process; proteolysis.
CACAGUGCCCCUGGCUGCUGAGAGAGAUGCCCAGGUCAGGCUGCGGCUGUCCUCUCCCCGGCAGUCUCCUAGCACUGACACUGGACCAGAGUGAAGACCUUCGACCGGCCUGCUUCACUUCCUCUGCCCAACAGCCCUGCCUCCGCGGGACCCAAGUCACGGCUGGAGAAUCGCUUGUAGGCGGAGGAGCCAGCGGGACCCACGGAGCCCAGCUCCAAAGAAGGCACCACACUGAGCCCACUGGGGCGGCCUCCCCUGACUCUGUCGCCCCAGUCCGGAGGCUCCGCCGGCCUUCAGUUGACAUCCGUAACUGGAAGAUUAUUUUAGGAAGAAAACCAUUUGGAAAAAAAAUGAAGCUCCUUAUCUUCAUAUGUGUUGGUGUUGUUCACCUUUUGUCUCUGGGCUGUGGGCAAGCUUUACACCAGAGUGGCAUCUCUCAGAGAACUUUUCAAGAAAUAAAAGAAGAAAUAGCCAGCUAUAAGGAUAUUGCUAAAGAAAUUAUCGACCUUGCUGUUUACGGGAAAUUCCAGAACCGGUCCUAUGAGCGGUUGGCCCUUUUGGUUGACACUGUUGGACCCAGAAUGAGUGGCUCCAAGAACCUAGAAGAGGCCAUUGAACUCAUGUACAAAAAUCUGCAGAAAGAGGGGCUGGAGAAUGUCCACCUGGAACCUGUCAGAAUACCCCACUGGGAAAGAGUAGAAGAGUCUGCGGUGAUGCUGGCCCCGAGAAUUCACAGGCUGGCCAUUCUGGGCCUUGGCAGCAGCAUUGGGACACCCCCAGAAGGCAUUACAGCAGAAGUUCUGGUGGUGACCUCUUUCGAUGAACUGCGGAGAAGGGCCUCAGAAGCAACAGGAAAGAUCGUUGUUUAUGACCAACCAUACGUCAGCUACAUGAUGACAGCACAGUACCGAGUGCGGGGGGCAGUGGAGGCUGCCAAGGUGGGGGCUGUGGCAUCCCUUAUCCGAUCAGUGGCUUCCUUCUCCAUAUACAGUCCUCACACAGGCAUGCAGAAAUACGAGGAUGGUGUGCCCAAGAUCCCAACAGCCUGUAUUACGGUGGAAGAUGCAGAAAUGCUAUCAAGAAUGGCUUUCCGUGGGAACAAAAUCGUCAUUCAGUUGAAAAUGAGAGCAAAGAGUUACCCAGGUGCCGAUUCCUACAACACUGUAGCAGAGAUCACUGGGAGCAAGUACCCAGAGCAGGUUGUGCUGGUCAGUGGACAUCUGGACAGUUGGGAUGUCGGGCAGGGAGCCAUGGAUGAUGGUGGUGGAGCCUUUAUAUCAUGGGAAGCACUCUCACUUAUUAAAGAUCUCGGGUUACGUCCAAAGAGAACUCUGCGCCUUGUGCUGUGGACUGCAGAGGAACAAGGUGGGAUUGGUGCCUUCCAGUAUUAUCAGUUGCACAAGGUAAAUAUCUCCAACUACAACCUGGUGAUGGAGUCUGAUUCAGGCUUAUUCUCACCUGCUGGGCUAAAAUUUACUGGCAGCGAGGAGGCCAGAGCCAUCAUGGAGGAGGUCAUGAGCCUGCUGCAGCCACUCAAUGUCACCAAGGUCUUCAGAGAUGCAGAGGGGUUAGACAUUAGCUUCUGGAUCCAAGCUGGAGUGCCUGGAGCCAGUCUGUAUAAUGACGACCUGUAUAAAUACUUCUUCUUCCAUCAUUCCCAUGGAGACACCAUGACUGUCAUGGAACCAGAGAAGAUGAACAUUGCUUCUGCUCUUUGGGCUGUUGUCUCUUACGUCAUUGCAGACAUGGAAGAAAUGCUGCCCAGGGCCUAAAAAGAGCAAGCAAGAAGGUGUUUUUAAUCUUUCCUAGCCAGGAAUCCUACAGCUUCAAGAAAUUCCACUGCACAGAACAGUUUUGCCUGAUUCAUCUACAAAGCAAAAAUGUUUGGCAUGCUUUCUUUUAUUCUUUCUUGAUUAUUUCUAAAUUGCUCCUAGAAUAAAGAAUAAUUCCUACUACUACAUAGAAUACAUGUAUGGUGGAGACCACAGUAAGGAUAUUUCUUUAAAUCACCUUCUCAAAAUACUGUUUCUACUUAAGAGUAACUAGCAGACCUCCUUUUAUGUACUCACUUAUAAAUAUUAAAUAUAAUACAAUCA